AUGAAUUUUCUAUCGGUGAAUCUAAGGGGAGUCCGGGACUCCAGGAAGGUGGAGUGGAUAAGAGGCCUGAAGACAACUCAUGGGGCACAUUUUGUCGCGAUUCAGGAAACAAAGAUGGCAGGUAAUUUCAAUUUUUCGAUUAACCGUUUUUGGGGCAGAACAUUACUGGACUAUGAAACGGUGGAGGCGAUUGGUAGAUCUGGGGGUCUUCUAACGAUUUGGGAUCCCACUGUGUUCGAAAAAUUCGGGGUGAUAAAGAACCGUAAUUUUUUAGCGGUCGCCGGCAAACUCCGAAUGACCGGGGAUGUUGUGUUAGUUGUUAACAUAUACGCACAGAACGAUCCGAUCGAAAGACGUGCGUUGUGGGGGGAAUUGGUGCAGCUCAGGAGAUCACAACCAGGGAUGUGGGUGUUUCUCGGUGAUUUCAACGACGUAAGGAGACCUGAAGAGAGGUUCAAUUCUGAAUUUAAUAGCAUGAAUGCUCAUUUUUUUAAUCAAUUUAUUGAAGAUGCGGAUCUAGUCGAAUAUCAAAUGGGCGGAAAAAAAUAUACAUACAGGUCGGAUAAUGGUACAAACAUGAGUAAAUUGGACAGGUUCUUGGUAAGUAGAGAUUUCAUGGGUAAAUGGCCGUUGGCUUCGGUUACGGCUUUAUCAAACCUGGUCUCUGACCAUUGUCCUAUACUUCUAUCCACGGUGGAAAUAGAUUAUGGAAAGAUCCCGAUUCGUUUGUUCAACUCCUGGUUCGAAAUCCCGGGAGCGGUUGAAUAUGUAGAAAACCUUAUGGCAGUGUUCCGAUUUCAAGGGCCGGCUGAUUUGGCGUUAGAUGUAAAGUUAAAGUGGGUUAAGAAGCGGCUUAAGGAAUGGGUGUAUAGCCGAAAGUCUGAGAUGAACAGUGAGUAUAAUGCAAAGGUGAAAAGACUGGAGGAAAUCGAAGUGGUAGCUGAACAGAGACUCCUAAAUCAAGUGGAAUUGGAGGAAAGGGCAGAGUGCAAGGAUCUUAUAUCGGAGAUGGAUAGAUUAAAGUCCAUGGAUAUGAGACAAAAAUCUCGGUACGAUGGGCUAAGGACGGGGACGAGAACACGAAGUACUUCCACGGGGUAG
This is a messenger RNA of Helianthus annuus (common sunflower), 1101 nucleotides long. RefSeq lists its product as uncharacterized. NCBI's taxonomy places the organism in Eukaryota, Viridiplantae, Streptophyta, Magnoliopsida, Asterales, Asteraceae. The transcript has a single exon. The record is from RefSeq and is a predicted model, not a curated record. Bases 1 to 1101 code for a protein of 366 amino acids. Gene Ontology annotation, molecular function: catalytic activity.